This is a messenger RNA of Fusarium coffeatum, 930 nucleotides long. RefSeq lists its product as uncharacterized. The transcript is spliced from 3 exons. Lineage: Eukaryota; Fungi; Ascomycota; Sordariomycetes; Hypocreales; Nectriaceae. Bases 1 to 930 code for a protein of 309 amino acids. The record is from RefSeq and is a predicted model, not a curated record. Gene Ontology annotation, molecular function: oxidoreductase activity.
AUGGCAACCGUACUUAGGAACAUCGCAAUUGUUGGUGGUUCUGGACGUGUCGGCGCCUUUAUCACAAAGGCAUUGCACGAGUCCAAUCAAUUCAACCUUACCGUCGUUACUCGAGUUAGCUCAAAGGUAACAGACUACCCAUCACCCAUCAAGACCGUCCAGGUACCAGAUGACUAUCCACACGAUAAGGUGGUCGAAGCCUUCCGCGGUAACGAUGCUGUUGUCCUAGCUAUAGGAUUUGCAGGCGAACGUCACCUACCGUCAUUGGCUCGUGCUUCUGUUGAAGCUGGCGUCAAAAGGCUAGUCGCGUCUGGUUUCGGCAUCGAUGCAAGCAACCAAGCAGCUGCUGAAGUAUUUUCGGUAGCUGCGAACAAAGUAGCCAUGAUCAAGGAUUUAAAGUCUUUGGAACAACCAGGAUGGUCUUGGACAGAUGUAGCCUGUGGAGUAUUCCUAGACUUUUGCAUCCAAGUUGGCUUCUUCGGUAUUGAUCCAAAAAUCAAAAAAGCUAAAAUCUGGGACGACGGAAACGCAAAGUUCACAGCCACUACGCGCGAGGCUAUAGGUCAAGCCGUCGUCGGCAUCCUCAACCAUCCUGAAGAGACACACAAUCGAACAGUCUUUAUAUCAUCGACCGAGUUAUCGCUGAACGAUAUACUCGCGGAGGAGAAGAGAAUUGCCGGUGAAGAUGGAUGGGAUAUCUCUUAUGUCAAGACUGAAGAAGAGAUUUCCCGCACAAUUGAAGCUGCUAGGACAGCAACGGAGUUCAUGCCGAGGAUGUUGGCAGUUGGAAGAAUAGGCCUGGCUAUCAAUAUGCUGGACCGUUUUGGGUCUAACUUUAAGAUGCGAGGCGUGUUGGAGAAUGAGCUGUUGGGUGUUCCGCAGGAAAGCCUCAGGGAGGUUGUUGCGAGGAUGAGAGCGGAAAGAGCUUAG